Molecule: messenger RNA, 1068 nt
Organism: Melopsittacus undulatus (budgerigar)
Lineage: Eukaryota; Metazoa; Chordata; Aves; Psittaciformes; Psittaculidae
Gene: ACKR1
Product: atypical chemokine receptor 1 (Duffy blood group)
Exons: 3
Coding region: 1-1068 (355 amino acids)
Biological process (GO): chemokine-mediated signaling pathway; inflammatory response; G protein-coupled receptor signaling pathway
Cellular component (GO): membrane
Molecular function (GO): chemokine binding; G protein-coupled receptor activity
Source: RefSeq, a predicted model, not a curated record
AUGGAUGAGGAUGUUCCCACCGUGGAUGGUGAUGGUCUCACCAUGGAUGAGGUUGUUCCCACUAUGUAUGAGGAUGUUCCUACCAUGGAUGAGGUUGUUCCCACCAUGGAUGAGGACGUUCCCACUAUGAGCCCCAGCCUCCUGGAGAGCAGGAAUUCCCUGCUGGACCUCAUGGAGCUCAUGGGGAACUUCUCCUCCUCCUAUGGUGAAGAUGAUGGUGAUGAUGGCAGCAAUGAGACCUCUCUGGACUAUGGGGCCGCGCCGUGCCAUAACCACUACUGCUCCGUCUUCCAGCGCGUGGCUCCCCCGUUCCUGGCUGUCACCAGUGCCAUGGCCGUGCUGGGCACCGCGGCGCUGCUGCUGGCACUGGUCAAGCGGCCUCAAUGGCCACAGAGCCGGGCGCUGGUGUCGCAGUUGGCCAUGGGCACGGGGCUGUUCGCCGCGGUGCUGCCGGCUGUGGCGCUGGGCAUUGGGCAGGGCUGGCGCCUGGGCACGGCUCUGUGCCGGCUCAUGCACCUCCUGUGGUACUGGAGCCUCUUUGCCCAAGGCCUCUUGGUGGCCUCCGGCUCCUGCGGCCGCUUCUGGUGCCGUUGGGAUGCGCGGAGCCGGCGCUUGGCCGUGGCCGUGUGGGCCCUGGCGCUGCUCUUGGCAACACCAGGGGCUCUCAGCAGCGGCACCACGGCGGUGCCGGAGCCGAGCUGCCUCCGGCGCAGCGUGGACCUCAUGUCCCCGGUGAACCUCCUGCACCUCGGCCUCUGCUUCUGCCUCUUCCUGCUGCUGCCGGUGGCAGUGCCCAUGGCCACGCUGGCCGUGCCGCGGUGGAGGGCGCGCCGGGCGCCGGAUCUGGCCGCGAGCUGGGUGUUCCUGGUGCUGUGGGUGCCAUAUGGUGCAGCGCUGGUCAUGGAGCUGCUCCUGCACAGCCAGGUCCUGCCGCAGACCUGCGGCACCUUCCAGCACUUCGACUACGCGCUGGGGCUGAGCGAGGCGCUGGGGCUGCUGCACUGCUGGAUGGGGCCCACCGCGGUGCUGCUGGCUGCAUGGCUCUGCCAAGGCAUCACCAUGGGGUGA